AUGAAUGACAAAUACCCGUUAUUUGUUGCUGAAGAAAGGAAUCUUAGGCUUGGACUGUCCACUGAUGGGUUCAAUCCUUUUAACAUGAAGAAUGUGAACUACAGUGCUUGGCCGGUUUUGCUAGUGAAUUACAACAUGUCACCUGAGAAGUGUAUGAAGGAGGAGAACAUCAUGUUGUCAUUGCUGAUUCCUGGUCCAACCCAACCUGGAAACAAUAUUGAUGUGUACUUAGAACCACUUAUAGAGGAUCUAAACCAUAUGUGGGAGAAAGGAAAGGGUGUAAGGAAGCACGUAUAUAUGUCCCAUCGGAAAAGUCUACCUUCGAGACAUGCUUAUCGUGGAAAGAAAUCAUGGUUUGAAGGGAAAGCUGAGCAUGGGAAAAAGGGUAGGAUUCUGAGUGGUCAUAACAUAAGCCAAAUACUCAGAAAUUACAAGAAUGAUUUUGGAAAUGCGAAAGUAACUGGAACCAAGAGGAAGAUUAUAGAGCCUGUUGGAUCAGAGUCGGAUGAUGAAUUCAGUGAAUCAGAGGAAGAGGAAGAAGCAGUAGAUGAGGAGGAGCUAUCUAGAUGGAAGAAGCGGUCAAUCUUUUUCAUGUUGCCUUAUUGGGAGGAACUCCCGGUUAGACACAAUUUAGACGUGAUGCAUGUCGAGAGAAAUGUUGCUGCAAGUCUUAUCGCAAUGUUGUUGCAUUGUGGAAAAUCAAAAGAUGGACUUAACGCUCGAAAAGAUCUUGAACUGCUUGGCAUUAGGAAGGAUUUACAUCCUCAACCCCGUGGGAAAAGAACUUACCUUCCUCCAGCUCCUUGGUCUUUGUCCAGCAAAGAGAAGAAAAUAUUUUGCAAGCGUCUAUCUAAAUUUCGUGGUCCGGAUGGUUACUGCUCAAAUAUAUCAAGGUGUGUGAAGCUUGAGGAAUGUAAGAUAUCAGGAAUGAAAUCACAUGAUUACCAUGUGUUGAUGCAACAGCUUCUUCCGGUUGCGAUUAGAGGGUUAUUACCUAAAGGUGUUAGGAUAGCUAUUGGACGCCUGUGUGCUUUCUUCUAUUAUCUCUGUCAGCGAGUUAUUGAUAGAGAGAAAAUAGAGAUUAUGGAAACAGAAAUUGUGGAAACUCUAUGCAUGUUUGAGAGGUUUUUUCCGCCAAGUUUCUUCGAUAUAAUGGUGCAUUUGGUAGUUCAUCUAGGAAGGGAAGCUCGGUUAUGUGGACCUGUCCAUUUACGUUGGAUGUACCCAUUUGAGAGGUACAUGAAAGUGCUGAAAGACUUCGUAAGAAACCCUGCAAGACCAGAGGGUUGUAUUGCUGAAGCGUAUCUCGCAGAGGAAUGCGUUAGAUUCUGCAGUGAGUUCUUGAAAAAGACAACAAGUUAUGAGGAGAAACGUGAAAGGAAUACUGAGUUCGAGAGUAGCUCUAUUCUGGAGGGACGUCCAAAAUCCGCAGGCACUGAUUGUGUUCUUUCUGAGAAGGAUAUGAACAUUGUACAUCUUGCUGUGAUUCACAAUAUGGCAAUCGUGGAACCUUAUGUGGACAUGCACCUACAACAUCUACAGGACAGUAAUGAAAGAUGUAGACGUGAUGCAACAACAUUAUGGAGAACCCAUACUCAGAAAUUUGCAUCCUGGUUAAAAGAGCAGAUACCAAUUACUUCACAGAAUCACGAAGAAACACUGAAGUGGUUGGCCUACGGUCCUCGUGCAAGCGCAAGGGCUUACAGUGGCUAUAUCAUUAAUGGUCUGCGGUUUCACACCAUUUCAGUUGACAGAGUGGUGGAGAUUCUACUGAUCGACUACAAUACAUUCUACAUUCCUGUAUUCCGCUGCCAAUGGGCAAACAUAGGAAAUGGAGUGAAGGUAGAAGAUGGCUUCACACUAGUCAACCUGAACCAAAGCCAAAUGGCUUUUGCUAGAGAUCCAUACAUCCUCGCCUCACAAGCCAACUAUGAGAGGGGUCCUACAAGAAGAUACAGUGAAGACGAUUGUGAAGAUGGUCAUGCAGAUGUUGGUCCAUUGCCAACAGUUGUAGCUAUGGAUGCUGAUGACUUGGUUGAUGAUUCUAGAAAUGCCAGGGCGGACUGUGAAGGAAUUUAUGUUUGA
Molecule: messenger RNA, 2085 nt
Organism: Brassica napus (rape)
Lineage: Eukaryota; Viridiplantae; Streptophyta; Magnoliopsida; Brassicales; Brassicaceae
Exons: 10
Coding region: 1-2085 (694 amino acids)
Source: RefSeq, a predicted model, not a curated record